Messenger RNA from Triplophysa rosa, 4222 nucleotides. It is a transcript of the gene prpf4bb, whose product is annotated as pre-mRNA processing factor 4Bb. Gene Ontology annotation, molecular function: protein serine/threonine kinase activity; ATP binding. Gene Ontology annotation, biological process: mRNA cis splicing, via spliceosome; peptidyl-serine phosphorylation; peptidyl-threonine phosphorylation. Bases 32 to 3046 code for a protein of 1004 amino acids. The transcript has 15 exons. The record is from RefSeq and is a predicted model, not a curated record. Lineage: Eukaryota; Metazoa; Chordata; Actinopteri; Cypriniformes; Nemacheilidae.
GAAGAAGACAGCGGGCCGCUGCUGAAACAAAAUGGCGGACAUGGAAGUGGAUUUACGGAGCGAGAGGCUGGAUAACGGGCCUGAGGAUUUAGAAAGUCCUGAGAAGAGUGGGAAUGAGGAUGAGAACGGUGAAAUAUCUGGGGAGGAUGAAGAUGAGGAAGGUGAGGAGGAAGCAGAGGUGAACGGUGAAAAGCAAGACAGCGGCUCCAAGCAUCACAGCAGCGGAGGCAAACACAAGAAAAAGAAACACAAGCACCGCAGCAAGCACAAAAAACACAAACAUGCGUCUGAGGAAAAUAAGGAACGUAAACGCAAACACAGACACAAACAUAAGAAGCACAGACGCAAAGAGGAGACCACCUCCUCGCCCACCGGGGCCAUCAACAGGAGAGCCGGGGACGACUCUCUUACUCUUGGCAAUGCCACCGUUGAUGACCGGGCUCUUCUGGAAGACCUGGAGAAACAGAGAGCGCUGAUCAAAGCCGAGCUGGACAGCCAGCUGAUGGAGGGUAAGGUUCAGUCAGGCAUGGGUUUGAUUUUACAGGGUUACAAUACCGGCUCCGAGGAGGACGGAGAGGGGUCAAGGGCACGAAACGGGCAAAGAGGAAGCGGGCCUCGAACCCGCUCGCCGAGGGACCAGAGUAGCAAGAGGGGUAAAUCCAGGCGGGACUCGACGGAUGCCAGCAGCCGCUCUCGGGACAAAGCAGGGAGGGACGGUAAGCUUGACCGAAUGACCAAAAGUGCUAAAGAGGCAGUAAAGGAGCGUAGCAAGUCCAAAGAGAGAAAACGCUCCCAGAGCAGGGACAAAUCCAAGGAACGUGGGAGGAAAUCCCACUCCCCGUCCAGCAGGCGGCGCUCUUCUGCAGAGAGAAAACCUGAUCAGAAGGGGCGAUCAGACCGCCGUUCCCCUGAGAAGAGGGAGCAAGCUGGGAGGAGAUCGGGCUCGCGAGGGCGCAAGAGCCGGUCGCGAGAACGACGGUCGCGCUCCAAAGAUGCUCGGCCUGGGCGUUCAGAGAUCGACAAAGAAAAGAGGCCGGGAAAGUCUCCAUCUAAAGACACGUCUUCUGGAAAAGAGAAUCGAUCGCCUCAUCUAAGGCGAGCUGUGAGCCCUCAGCGGCGGCGCAGUUCUUCCCCUCGCCACAGGGAGCGGCAAUCCAACCAACACCCCUCGGGUUCAGCCGAUCGGAACUCUAAACUGAGCCACUCACCAUCUAGGAAUAGAUCACCUGCCAGGAGGGCACGAAGUCGCUCGAUUGAUCGCAGGAGAGAUUCUCCCUUCAGGAAACGUCCUCGAAUGGAUGGAGUCGGGAGGUCACGGGAGACGAGUCCAUCCCGACGCAGAAUGAGCCGCUCACCACUCAGGCGUAGAUCUAUAUCACCACGACGACAGUCUCGCCUCUCCCCCAGAAGGCGAUCACCUUUAAGACGAAGGUCUCUUGAAAGGGAUCGGUUCGGCCGUGCCAGACCGCGACGAUCCACCUCCAGAGAUCGUGAUAGGAGGAGGAGGCGGCGGAGCCGAGAUGAAGAUAAGUUCAAAGGCAGCCUAUCAGAGGGAAUGAAAGCAGACCGUGACGACUCAUCUGAAGAAGUUAUUGAGGAUUUUGAUGCUGAAGAGGAGGAUGAAGAGGCUCUCAUUGAACAGCGACGACAACAACGGCUCGCUAUUGUACAGAAAUACAGAGCGGCAAAUGAGGACAGUAAUAUGGGCUCAAUGGCGUCGGAGCCGAGCAGUCCUCAGAGCAGCACUCGCAGUCGAUCGCCCUCACCCGAUGACAUCCUGGAGCGCGUGGCAGCUGACGUGAAGGAGUACGAGCGGGAGAACUUGAACACCUUUGAGGCCAGCAUCAAGGCCAAGCACAACCUCAUCGCUCAGGAGAAAGAAGGAACCAACACAAAGAAGCCCUCAGCACCUGAUAUGUUCACAGAGUCUGAUGACAUGUUUGCCGCAGACUUCGAUAGUGCUAGGUUAAGGGCUGCGGGCAUCGGUAAAGACUUUAAAGAGAACCCCAACCUCAGGGAUAACUGGACAGAUUCGGAGGGCUACUACCGUGUGAACAUUGGUGAGAUCCUGGACAAGCGUUAUGAAGUGUACGGGUACACCGGUCAGGGUGUGUUCAGUAAUGUGGUCCGAGCGAGAGACACCGCAAGGGCUGGCCAGGAGGUGGCAGUCAAGAUCAUCCGCAACAAUGAGCUCAUGCAGAAAACGGGACUGAAGGAGCUUGAGUUUCUGAAGAAGCUAAACGACGCAGAUCCAGAUGAUAAAUUUCACUGUUUGCGUCUCUUCAGACACUUUUACCACAAACAGCAUCUCUGCCUGGUCUUCGAACCUCUCAGUAUGAAUUUGCGGGAAGUGCUGAAGAAAUACGGUAAAGAUGUUGGGUUGCACAUCAAGGCGGUGCGAUCCUACAGUCAGCAGCUCUUCCUGGCUCUCAAACUACUGAAACGCUGUAACAUCCUUCAUGCCGACAUCAAACCAGACAACAUUCUGGUUAACGAAUCCAAGACUAUUCUUAAACUCUGUGAUUUUGGCUCAGCGUCCCACGUCGCAGACAAUGAAAUUACACCUUACUUAGUCAGCAGAUUCUACAGAGCACCUGAAAUCAUUAUUGGUAAGCCGUAUGAUUAUGCGAUUGAUAUGUGGUCGGUGGGCUGUACCCUGUAUGAGCUGUACACGGGGAAGAUCCUGUUCCCAGGGUCAUCCAAUAACCACAUGGUGAAACUGGCCAUGGAUGUCAAGGGCAAGAUGCCCAACAAGAUGAUCCGAAAAGGCCAGUUUAAAGACCAACAUUUUGACCAGAACUUGAACUUCUUGUUCAUAGAAGUAGACAAAGUGACUGAACGGGAGAAGGUAACUGUGAUGAGCACCAUUAACCCCACUAAAGACUUGCUCGCUGAUAUGGUCGGUGGCCAGAGGCUGCCUGAGGACCAGCGGAAGAAAGUCAUGCAGCUCAAGGAUCUGUUGGAUGGAACUCUGAUGCUGGACCCGGCGAAACGCAUCACCAUCAACCAGGCCCUGCAGCAUCCCUUCAUUCAGGAGAAGAUAUGACCACAUUCACCUCUGAACUUUGACCUUCCAUUAGAGCCAGAGCCAUCCUGCUUUUUCAGGACGGAGCCAUCAGACUUCGGCUCAGAAUGUUUGGAAACAUCACAAGACGAUUUUCUAUUUUGAUUCAUUUUCUAUUUUGAUUCAUUUUCUAGUGGUUUUUGUUUUGCCCGGUCAUUUGCUAUUGAUCUCUCAAAAUGAUCUUGUUUUUAUUGUGUAUAUACACGUCAUCAUUCACUGAGAGAGGCACGGAAAGCAGUUGUCGGACUUUCUCUUAUUUCACUUCAGAAGUUGCCGAUCUGUGCAGAAGUGUUGAAAAGUAUUUGGUACAAAGCGGUUGAGCUGUUCAGUAACAAGUUGUUUUGUUGGCAUUUCAGUUGGGUAAAUUUAAGACCAAUGACAUUCUCGUGUUAUUCCAGAUCUGUCUCUUUUGCCAUCAGACUAAACAGCAGCUCUUGUAGCAUUUGCUGAUAAGCAAUUUUAUAUCACUUCUUAAAAACAUGAUUUAAUUAAAAAACAUGCUAAUUGUCCAUCACACAUAUUGGCUUUGCUGUAUUUCUGUUUUGUGCGUCACACUAGAAAACGUUUUGGUCCCUUUAUCAACAUAAAAUUUCUGCCCCGUUACCUACAACACUCAAAUUUUAUCUGUUUAAAUUAUGUAGGACCCAAUUGUUAAAUAAUCUUAUGUACAAAAAGCACUGAUUUAAGUCCAUGUUUUAAUUUGAAGGAAAAUCUUUCUAAUGUUUUGCUUUGUUAGUUUGUAAUGCUGUCCAUCAGCUGAGGCUACUGAUUCAGUUUAGUGUAUGGAUGGAUGCUGGAUACCCCUCUUGAAUCAGUAGCAAAGCUCUGCAUACCUGGCCUUGUUUAAGUGUGUAGGGAAUAUACAUGUUACGAUUUAAAAACCCCUAAUAUUAAGAUUAAGGUCAUAUAAGGUGUCUCCCUGCAUGACCGAAUUCAAACAUUGCUUGACCUGUCAGUCUUCACAGAUGAGCACCGAUGAUCGCUUUUAUUUUACAAUGUAAAUACACGGUUUUCUUUAUGUAAGACAUCUGUGUUUUUUCUUACUAAAAAAUGAAAGUUUUUUUUUUUUGAAAAUAAACUCAAGAUUGGAUCGUGAAGGAAAAUGAGAACCGCACCUUGAGUGUAAUCAUUUUAGUAAUAAAAUUAUUUGGUAUUUAA